AUGUAUAGUGAGGACUUGAACUUCAGGGAGAGCUAUACAUCACGCAGUGUAGACAAAUACAGAUAUAGCUUAGAGCACAGGAACAGGGUGAAGGCACUCACAGUAGAAAAGUACCGGGAUGUUUUGGAUCACAGAGUCAGGGUUAAGGCACGCAGUAUAGCCAAAUAUAGUGCCAAUAUCAAGCACAGGUACACAGUUAAGGCACGCAGUAUAGCCAAAUAUAGUGCCAAUAUCAAGCACAGGUACACGGUUAAGGCACGCAGUAUAGCCAAAUAUAGUGCCAAUAUCAAGCACAGGUACACGGUUAAGGCACGCAGUAUAGCCAAAUAUAGAAACGAUAUCAAGCACAGGUACACGGUUAAGGCACGCAGUAUAGCCAAAUAUAGUGACAAUAUCAUGCACAGGUACACGGUUAAGGCACGCAGUAUAGCCAAAUAUAGUGACAAUAUCAUGCACAGGUACACGGUUAAGGCACGCAGUAUAGCCAAAUAUAGUGACAAUAUCAUGCACAGGUACACGGUUAAGGCACGCAGUAUAGCCAAAUAUAGAAACGAUAUAGAUCACAGAGAAAAGGUUAAAUUCGGGAGUAAAGUGGCCAGUAAGAUAAGAUACACAGACAAUUUAGAACACAAGCACAGGGUUAAAGCACGCAGUGUAGGAAAAUACAUGGCCGAUUUAGUACACAGAGACAAGGUUAAACUAGGCAGCAAAAGGCAGUAUAGUGUUAGUUUAAAACAUAGACAGCAAGUGAUAGCUAGUGUACAGCUGAGUCGGAAGCAGAGGCUGGAGAAGUCUGUAGAUUUUGGUUUUGUCAUGGAUAGUUUUUUGGAUAAGGUUAGACACGGACCCGAUUUUGUGUGUAGUGUUUGUCAUAGGCUGCAGUUUAAAUAUCAGGUGCUGCGCUGUGAGAGGGAAGUAUAUGCAGCACGUUUAGCAACGGCAGGCAUUGCAAAUAAUUGCAUUAGUGAGCAUUAUCUGCAUAGUUGUGAUGAUAAGUGUGUUGAGCCCUGUCCCAUUGUUGAGUCCAGAGGUCAGUUGUGGAUUUGUUUUACUUGUCAUAGUAAGAUCAGUAAAGGUCAAUUCCCAGCUGAAUGUUGGAGCAAUAACUUGGCUGUACACCCCAUUCCUCCAGAACUGGGAUGUCUGAAUAGCUUAGAGCAGCACCUGUUAGCUUUACGCAUCCCUUUUAUGAAGGCGUUGGCGUUGCCUAAGGGUGGUCAGAAUGGUGUACAUGGGCCUGUUACUUGUGUUCCGGCCAACAUUGUACAAACCACCAAUGUGUUGCCGCGGUCCAGUACGGAGGGGUCUCUGCUUCAAGUUAAGUUAAAGCGGAAAUUAACCUACAAAGGACACUACGAGUAUCAAUUUGUUGACUCGUGGCGUGUCAGGCGUGCUAUAGAUUACUUAAAGAGAACUAAUGUCUUGUAUAAAGACAUUGAGUUCAAUGAGGAAUGGUCAAAUGAUUUUUGUAGGGAGGAAGAGGUUGUUGUAAAGGCUGGUCAGGGUAAGCAGGUUGUUGUUGACACACAGUCCAGUGAGGAUGAGGCUGUAGAGCAGGAAAUUGGGGCAGAAGAGGAAUCCGAAGACAUAGUACAAGAUGAAAUGUUACAUGACAGACAACAGCACUGCAUGUUUCAGGACACUUGUCUUAUGCCUGUUGAUAUCGGUCAGGAAGCAUUAGAUCAGUAUUUUGCGGAUGUUGUAUGUCUGGCCCCCGCGGAAGGUAAUAGUCCGGUUAGAAUGCUUUCUGACAAAUUAAAUGAGGCGAAGUGUUUCCCUGUGCUGUUUCCGACGAGCACUAAUACAUUCCACACCCGCCGCACGCAUCGCUUAACAUUGUCGCGCUACUUUAAUAAUCGGAUAAUGCACGCCGACGGCCGUUUUGCGCACAAUGUGGAAUACAUAUUCUUUAGCCAGUAUAUGUCCGAAUUACACCAAGUGAUAAGUAGUAUUUCGAUCGCCAUGCGUAAAGGUAAGGGGGGUCAGCAUUCUCAGCGGAUUUCCCCGGGCAUGCUCAAAGACGACGAGUCUCUGAAGCGCUUGCUACAGUUCGAUGACGGUUUUCGUUUCCUUCGGCCCAUUCGCGGGACGCCAGCUUUUUGGUCUUCCGUUCAGAAAGACCUUUUGGCUUGUGUCCGCCAAUUGGGGAUUCCUACAUGGUUCUGCUCUUUUUCUUCUGCUGAUUUGCGCUGGCAAAAUCUCCUUGCCAGCAUCCUGAGACAGGAAGGCAGACAGCAAACAGUAGAACAGUUAGAGUGGGCCGAUAGGUGCGAGCUGUUGCGUCGCAACCCGGUCACAGCCGCGAGGAUGUUUGACUACAGGUGGCACUGUUUUUUGAAGGAAGUACUCAUGUCCCCUUCUCAACCAGUUGGCAAGAUUGUAGAUUUCUUUUAUCGCAUUGAGUUCCAGCAGCGUGGGUCCCCCCAUGUUCAUGCGCUGUUUUGGAUUGAGGGAGCUCCCCAAAUUUAUAAAAACACAGAUGUAGAAGUUGCAGAGUUUGUUGAUAAAUAUGUGUCAUGUGAGCUACCCUCUGGCGAUGACACACUAUUGGAAGUUGUGUCAUCGGUUCAAACGCAUUCAAAACGGCAUUCAAAGUCAUGUCGUAAAAAUAAAACGGUAUGUCGUUUCAAUUUUCCAAAACCCAUCUCUGCACGCACGUUCAUCUGCAAAAUCAAAGAAUGUGUUUGUCCUAAAAAGGGAACGGGGACAGAGGGUGAUCGCACUUCAGAAAACAGGCCAAAGUGCACCUGUUUUGACGAUGAGGGAAGGAAGAUGCCAAAGGAGGUUGCGAAGAUGUUUAUGGAGAGAGUAAAGAAUGCCAUGGGGAGGGAGGAGCCUUUUGGUAGUGUAGAAGAGUUGUUUGCCAGUGUGGGCAUCAACCAGGAAGUCUUUGAGCUCGCUUAUAGGCGGCUGGAGACUAAGAAUAAGGUGGUGUAUAGGCGAGGGGUAAACGACACCUGGGUUAACCAGUAUAAUAGGAAUCUAUUGAAGUGUUGGAAUGCUAACAUGGACAUUAGCUUUGUCACUGACGCCUACGCAGUCAUCAUAUACAUCAUAAAGUACAUCACAAAAUCAGAGACCGAAAUGGGUCUGUUAUUGAGCAAUGCCCUUAAGGAAGCAAAUAAACUAGGAAAUCUCUCUGCUAAAGACGCUCUAAAGAAACUGGGCAGUGUAUAUUUACACAACAGAGAUGUCUGCGCUCAGGAGGCAGUGUAUAGGCUAAUGAGCAUGCAUUUGAAAGAAUGUUCCAGGAAGGUCGUGUUUAUUCCAACAGGGAAUAACAUUGUGCGGAUGAGUUUACCCCUCAGUGUGUUGUUGCAAAGGGCUUCCUCAGAGGGCCUUAGGUCCGAAAACAUGUGGAUGACAAGCAUUGUCGAGAGGUAUAAGAACAGGCCCGAUAGUGUCGUGUUUGAGGAUAUGUGCAUAGCCACGUUUUGUUCGGAGUAUCGUAUUCUCAGCCAGAAUGAAAACUCGGACAAUAAAAUCGAACUUCUAGGGGGUUUAGGGUUCGUCUUGCGCAGAACACGAACGCAGUUUGCCGUCGUUCGCUACAUGCGGUUCAAAUUGGAGAAACAGGAGGAAGCCCACUUUCAGAGUUUGCUGCAGUUGUUCCUUCCUUAUAGAACUGAUUUAGAGCUCAAGCCGGAAGGCUUUGAGUUCUACAAACAGUUCCACGAGGAAGGUAAUGUGACGUUGGCUGGCGGGACCGAGCGGCCAGUGCGAGACGUCGUCGAUGAAAACAGGGCAAAGUUUGAAGUGGACUGUCCUCGAUUAGAGCGUGCGCAGGAGAUUGCGGACCUGUUGGGCGGUGUCGACGAGGAUGCGUGGGGGGACCUUUGUCCUGAACAGCAAGUCGAACACAUGGAAUGUUUAGAGGAGAGGCGGCAGCAGCAGCAGGGGGAAAUUAGGGACGAGCAGCUAGUUGAAUUGGAGGAAAAUGUCCCCGAUUUGUUUGUUGGUGGUAAACAAGUAGCUACAAUCGAGAGAAACACCAACAUUUUGCCUAGAAGGGAGGGUUUAGCUCUGGUCCAUUCUCUCAAUGAGACGCAGAGGAGCAUUUUUGAUAGGAUUAGGAAAUGGUGCCUAGAAAAGGUGAUGGGAAAAACCCCAGAACCUUUCCAUGUGUUCGUAACUGGUGGGGCAGGUACUGGAAAAAGCCAUUUGAUUAGAGCUAUCCAGUACGAGGCAGGGAGACUAUUGUCGCGUCUGUACCAACCAGAUGAAACCUGCGUACUCUUAACUGCUCCCACAGGCAUCGCUGCAUACAGUUUACAUGCAGCCACAAUUCACCACACCUUUAGUAUUGGCAUGCAGGUUAGUUUACCGUAUAUCCCUCUGGGUGAAGAUAAGAUAAACUCCUUGAGGGCUCAAUUUGGUCACCUACAAAUUCUAAUCAUUGACGAAAUCAGUAUGGUAGAUCAUCAUCUUUUAGCUUAUGUGCAUGGCCGGUUAAGGCAAAUGAAACAGACGGGGGACUUUUCUCCAUUUGGCAACGUUAGUGUUGUAGCUGUUGGUGACUUUUAUCAGUUGCCGCCCGUUAAAGGGAGGCCGCUGUACACCUGUCAGGUGGGUGUGGACCUCUGGUGUCAUUUUACAAAGGUAGAACUAAAAACAGUUGUGAGGCAAAAAGAUAGUGUCUUUUCUGAGCUGCUAAAUAGACUUAGAGUUCGGUCAAAGGAAACCCCCUUAUCGCAAAGCGACGUCGAUAUCCUCAAGUCUCGGGAGACGGGGGAACAGAGCGCUGCUUUGCAUAUUUAUCCCACGAAUAUGCAAGCCAGCGAGCAUAAUCUGAAGCGGUUGUUCGCAACCUGUCCAGAUUAUGUUACGAUUGAGGCCCAAGAUUUUAUUAACAGCAGGAAGACGGGUGAAUUAGAGCGCGUGGUCGGGCAUCACGGUAAAACGUCGUACACGUGUUUGGCCAAGAGUUUGUGUUUGGCUCCGGAAGCACGUGUCAUGCUUUGUAAAAAUGUUGCUGUGGCAGACGGUCUGGUCAAUGGCGCAUGUGGAACGGUGACUUAUAUUCAAUUUGGAGCAGAUGAAGACUUCCCCCUCGUAGUCUAUGUCAAAUUUGAUGAUCCUAAGAUAGGCUCACAAAGGAGAAAGGAACGUUCCCAUGCUGCUGUAGAAUGCCCGCAUUCUACUGCCAUUGACCCCGUGGAGGAUUCGGCGACAAAACGCGGCGGUUUGCGUCGUCAGUUUCCUCUUAAACUCGCGUGGGCCUGCACUGUUCACAAAGUGCAAGGUCUAACUGUCGACGAGGCUGUCGUGUGUUUACACAAGAUUUUUGCAGCUGGGCAGGCGUAUGUCGCCCUCAGUCGUGUUAGGGAUAUAUCCGGCCUUGUGAUUACAGAUUUUGAGGAAAAGGCCAUUUACUGCAAGCACACCGUCAAGGGGGCAUUGGAUAGCAUGCCCCCAUUCCUAAUUGAACAGCCACAGCCUUCAUUAGAAACUCCCACUUUCUCUGUGUAUUUGCUUAACGUCCAAAAUUUACGUUGCCACGUCGCUCACUUGGUGUCUUGUACGCAGCAUUUACAGCCUACCUGUAUUGCUGUCACAGAGACGUGGCUCAGUGCACAAUCCUCAACAGACUGUGUCCAAAUAGAGGGAUACACUUUCCACAGUCGUCCUCGAGCCUUGUGUUACAGCAGCAAUGAUGUCAAAUUAUCUGAGAUUAGAGAUCUCGAACAUGGCGGAGUGGGAUUAUAUGUUGUAGAUAAUUCGGACUGUGAGAUUCUGCAGGUGCCCGAUUUAAAUCUGGAGUGCUUGGUGUGCCUGUUUACCAAACAGAACCUUUUGAUGGCAGUAAUUUAUCGUCCGCCACGUUAUCCAAUUUCACUUUUUAAAUCCAAUCUGGUUAAGUUACUUGAUUGUGUAAAUCCCAUCAGUAACACAAUUGCUAUAAUGGGCGAUUUUAAUGAAGACCUCCUCAAACAUUCAUCAAUUUCUAAAUUAAUGGGCCAAAAUGGAUUUUGCCAGCAUGUAACACAAGAGACUACAGAGAGUGGGACAUUAAUUGACCAUGUUUAUGUCAAAACAACACAGUAUGCUGUGGAUUGUGCAGUGGUGUCCACUUAUUUCAGUGACCACGAAGCCAUCCUGUGUGGUUUUCGUGGUCAAGAUGAAGGUGAUACGUUUGAUUUGGAUGUGUUGUUUGCAGAUAGUUUUGCUGACGAAUAGGGUCCCUAAACAUCAUCACAACCGUCAACCCCCAAAAUGGAUUAA
Messenger RNA from Nerophis lumbriciformis (worm pipefish), 6222 nucleotides. RefSeq lists its product as uncharacterized. Lineage: Eukaryota; Metazoa; Chordata; Actinopteri; Syngnathiformes; Syngnathidae. The record is from RefSeq and is a predicted model, not a curated record. Gene Ontology annotation, biological process: DNA repair; telomere maintenance. Gene Ontology annotation, molecular function: ATP hydrolysis activity; DNA helicase activity.